AUGCUGUUUGAAGGAAUGAAUUUUAAAGCCGGUUGCCCGAACAAUCCUGGACUGUCGAACUUUUUAACGUUUAAUGGGUCUGCGGCAUCACAGCCUUGCACCCAACCUUUAAUGCCAUCUUUUGCGCUACCGCUCCCGGGAACCCAAGCAUUUGCUAACCCCUCCGUAUCAUCAACGGGACGGCAAAUGCACCCAAACACAAGAAAUGCCACCGGGAUGUUGUCACCCCCAUCAACACUGCCGAUUGAAAACAAGCAACCAGGAAUAGAUUCAUCUUCAGCAAUAGGCGUGUAUAAGAAAUACUAUACGGACGUUUUGGGGUAUUUCAAAACGCUGCUUGAUAAUUUGGAGAAUGUUAAUGCGUCAACAACUAAUCGAACUCAGGGCAUAGCUCCUAAUAAUGUUCAGAAUGGCAGGUCGUUGGAUAAUGAUCCUUGGAGUCACUCAAAAACUGUAAUGGAAGGCUACUUUCGUCAAAGUGGUGCUCGUGACUGGGAUUGGGCCUCGUGGCAUAACUACCUCAGCUGGAUUUCACGAACUCAUCCCGAAUGGUUCCAACUCUUCUCCGAAUGCAGUAAACAGAUGGGCAUUGAUUGGGACGUCAUGUACCAAAAAUGGCUUGCCUCCAAGUCCAAUACCAACGAUCAGGCGCCAGUGUUUGACCUAUCCCGACCUCCUCCAAUCUCGACUUCCAAUCCACAACAGGCUCCACCGCCACCCAUUACAAAUCCCUUCUGCCUCACCUCUGUUCCCCCACCCCAAGAUCCCAGGGUGUGGUGUGAAGAUUGUGACAAAUAUUAUCCCACUCAAAAAGCCUAUGACAUCCACCUUCGUGGUGUCUGUCACAUACAGAAUGCUCUGACAAAAACCAUCACAAACAAUGCGAGUGCUGUUUUGGACAUUCCUCCUCCACAGUGGGCACCUCAAGUUCAUCCGCACCAUGUCGAACCAGCAGUGCCUCGGAAUAAACCCAUGGUGGACUUGCGCCCUUCGCAGAAACUUCAGCUACGGAUUCAGUACUUACUGGAUAUUUGCAUACAGCCGCUGGUUGGUCUGAACUACAUAACGGAGUUUCAGCGUCGGGGUCUCUUGGAGUGUGUUUACGUCUGCGAUCUGUGUGAAAAACGCGCUUUCCUACCCUCUGCUGUCAUUAAGCAUGUCUGCAGCAUCAGACACAGAAUGGCCUAUCUCAAAUAUCACUAUCCUCCACUGCACCAGUUGAUAAGCAUUGAUAGGAGUCCGGAAUCGAUCAGGAAACGACGACUCACUUCGUAUGCACAGCAAGUGGAGUCUAGUGAAGGGCGAAAACGGCUCAGUAUUAUGGUGGAAAAGGAAAACUCCACGUUCAAGACACGCAUUGAGCCUUUGGAGCCGAAGAAAGUGCAAGGCUCCCCUUUAGCCCCCGCACAAAAUGACAAGGUGCUGGAGACUUCACCUCGUACCGAGCUGACCGAUGUGGUGUCCAAGUCAACCGUCCACUCUUCCGAGCUAGGCGAAAACAAUACUAAUGAACUUGGCGAUGACGAGAUAGAGGAGGGAGAGAUGCUGGAUUGUUCGACCUCCUCCUCAAGUGCACCUGAAGAUCAAGAGGGCUUGGCAAAAGAGGGGGGAAUGAAUUCGCCCGCCUCCUCACACUUCUCUGAUGAAGAUGGUGGUGGUGGUGAAUACGACAAUUCUAAACUGCCAAGCUUCUUUUCAGCAGGCGUCAUCGAAUCGAGCGAUAAUCGUCAUAAUUCUAUUGUUGUUCAUCUUCCCGACUUCGAAAUCGGUUUCGUCAGUGAAAGGCCACUUUUGCCUGACUUCACUGCCGACGAGUGUACCGAUUUUGUCGAACGAUUGAGGAAGGAGGGUUUGUUGGGUGCACGACGAUUCUCGAUUUCUGAGGCGUCGGAACAACAAGAGAAGGAAACAACGCCAAUGGAGGUGGCAUCGACGGACUCCCAAUUGGGACGGAGUUUUGAGGAGGAGGCGCGGUGGGCUCUCAAACAAUUGGAGAAUGCUAAGCAGAAAACGAACCCACUCCAAUUUAGUUUUAAAUCCCGUUCCCAAAUCACAGCACCUUCCACUCCGCUUCUUCCCGACCCACCGGCGGUACUAUCGUCCACUUUAAAGGCGACUGAAGUAAAGGAUGGAGACGCCAAGGGUGUUGGUGGACCUUCCAUGAUGAGAAGCGAUUCAAAGAAUCCCGAGUCUGUGAAGCGCGCCGUCAAAACCCUUUUGGGGGAUUUUGAACCUUCAUCUCCUCCUCUUCAGCCACCUCCAGGAUCACGACACGGGCAGACCAUUCCUGUCAUCAUGUCAAAUCAACCUCGUCCCCUUCUCCCACAACCUUCCCAUCCUGCUUCCAUUCCUAAACGGGAGAAUUCGAAAGUUAGCGUGCUUGGAGACCCUCCCAAACGUCUUAAGCUAGAUCAGUUAGACGGAGUGAAAAGUCUCCUUUCUUCGCCACUUGACGCACUUCAGGCUCUGCUAAAAGGUAACCUCGGCGCCUCUAGUGAGCAGCAACAACGAGAGGAGAAUGAAGCAUCCGGGUCUUCAGCUCCCACAACUCAUUCACCAACCAACCCCUCUCCUUGCCCCACGGAGAUUUUUGACGGAUAUAGCUACUUCAGUCGCCAGGAGGAGGAGGAGCUCAAAACACAGGAACGUGCACCCGCCACAAAAACACCACUUAUUAGCCACCGUCAGCGACAGGGCAUCACGAAAUCUGCCACCACCAACAUCGCCACGUCACAGGGGAGGAGUAGCAAGUUAGCCACGUUUGCAGAUAUGCUUGGUAUGAACGAGCCCCCCGCUCCACCACCACCGUCGCGACCCCCGCCACCACCCACACCCGUGCAACCGACAGUGCCGCAGGUACCGACGGCUGCCACCGCAGGCAUCCUUGGUGCUGGUCUCGCCCCUGCUGCGUGGCUAGCAACGCCUUCGCUUUGGCAGUCUCCCGCAGUCAUACCUACGCAGGCACUGGCCACUCCUUCCCCAUCCACUGCGGCUGCUGCUGCCUUGGCAGCUGCAACAGGCGGGUUCAAUCCCGCGGCAUUUCGCUGGAUUCAAAAGCGGACCAAAUUGAGUCAUUUGGAGCCAGGAUCUCCUCACACUUUGUGCCCUUGGGUUGUUUGGAUUCCGCGAACAAGAAAUGUUCGUCCGACACUAGCCACAAUAACCUCGACAUUCUACAGGAUGGGUUUUUCUAAUGGAACGCAUUCACAGGGAUUCAUGAAAUCUUCAAAUCGUAGCCUGGAUGGUCAUCAAGAAAUGGCGAGUCGAUCACGUCAGUUUCGUGGUUGA
Molecule: messenger RNA, 3288 nt
Organism: Echinococcus granulosus
Lineage: Eukaryota; Metazoa; Platyhelminthes; Cestoda; Cyclophyllidea; Taeniidae
Exons: 12
Coding region: 1-3288 (1095 amino acids)
Source: RefSeq, a predicted model, not a curated record